Saccharomycodes ludwigii is the source of this 885-nucleotide messenger RNA. It is a transcript of the gene GDT1, whose product is annotated as putative ribosome biosynthesis protein GDT1. Gene Ontology annotation, biological process: Golgi calcium ion homeostasis; manganese ion transmembrane transport; calcium ion transmembrane transport. Lineage: Eukaryota; Fungi; Ascomycota; Saccharomycetes; Saccharomycodales; Saccharomycodaceae. The record is from RefSeq and is a predicted model, not a curated record. Gene Ontology annotation, cellular component: fungal-type vacuole membrane; Golgi apparatus. Bases 1 to 885 code for a protein of 294 amino acids. The transcript has a single exon. Gene Ontology annotation, molecular function: manganese ion transmembrane transporter activity; calcium ion transmembrane transporter activity.
AUGCAGAAAAACAUGUAUAAAAAAGUGUUACCUUUCAUAUUUCUCCUAUCAACCUUUUACUUACAGCCGAGUUUCGCAAAUGAUAUAACAGGCAAUGAUCACCAGGAUAUUACGAUCACCGAUGGAGCAGGUAAUAAUGAUCCACCCGUAGAAAGCCCACUAAAAUCUUUCUUAUUAGCAAUUUCAAUGAUUGUUGUUUCUGAAAUUGGUGACAAAACAUUUCUAAUUGCAGUUUUAAUGGCUAUGCGUAACUCAAGAUGGACCGUUUUUUUUGCAUCUUCAUCUUCUUUGGUUAUUAUGACUGUCCUAUCCGGUAUUUUAGGCCAUUCCAUUACAACACUAAUUUCAGAGAGGCUUGUUACUUUAAUUGGCGCAUUAUCCUUUUUUUUUUUCGGAUAUGCAACAUUAAAGGAAGCUUUACAAAUGUCAAAUAGUACUGGUGUAGAAGAAACUAUGGCCGAAGUAGAAGAAGAAAUUGCUGUUAGAGAUUUGAAUAAGACUUUAAACAGUUCAGAAAAUGGCGGAGAUGUUCAAAAACAUAAAAUCGCUGCUUCAAGUUCUUAUUCCUUUAACAAAUUUACUGAGCAAUUUACAGAUUUCUUAUCGUACAUUUUUUCCCCAGUCUUUUUACAAGUUUUUGUUAUGGUAUUUUUAGGCGAAAUCGGUGACCGUUCUCAAAUUAGUAUUAUUAUCAUGGGAUCUACCAGUAACUAUUGGCUUUGUAUAUUGGGUGCUUGUAUUGGUCAUAUUUUAUGUACUGCUGUAGCUGUUAUUGGUGGAAACCUAUUAGCUUCUAAGGUUAGCAUGAAAACUGUUUCUUUAGCUGGUGCUAUCAUUUUCUUUUUAUUUGGUCUGGUUUACUUGGCCAAUUUCUUUAGAUCGUAA